Molecule: messenger RNA, 853 nt
Organism: Populus nigra (black poplar)
Lineage: Eukaryota; Viridiplantae; Streptophyta; Magnoliopsida; Malpighiales; Salicaceae
Exons: 2
Coding region: 400-669 (89 amino acids)
Source: RefSeq, a predicted model, not a curated record
ACUUUGAGAAAAAAAAAAUGGAAAGAAAACUUCUUCAUUCAUGAUCCAGGCUUGCUUUGGACAUUUCAAGCCUAAACUAUUGACAGUUGAUCGCUUCGUAUUAUCAAAUUCAUUACCACCAGAAAAUGGCUACCACAAAUGUCAUUAUGUGCCAGCAGAUGAUUGUGGGCGCACACGUAGCGGUAGGUGAUCGGUGGAGCUGCCAUUGACUUCGUAAAGAUUUAGGAGCUUCUUUUCAACCAAAAACGCGAUUUCAACAAUCCUUGCAUUUGAUAAAGCAAAGGCAUUGAGAAGGAGAAGGGGGUGCAGAAACGGAAAGUCGGCUCAACCUCUCUUCGUUUAAUUACUGCAAGACAGACGCAAAGGGUUUCUUGUUUUGGUGUUUCUCGGAAGAUUGAUAUGUGUCCUUUAAGGUUUAUCUUGGUGUUCUUCUCAGCCGUUUUAGCUGGAUAUUUUGCAUGGAGGACUGUACGAUCAUCGCCCGAGAUUGAUGAUUUUGUUUCCGAUGAUUCAACUGCUGAAAAGACUUCUUUGAGAGAGAAACAAGAAUUCAAUUUCAAAAGGAUUAUUCAAAAUGGAUUCUGGGUAUUUGUCGACAUGGCUAGUGGGAGGUACUUAUGGAGGAAUUGUAAGGAGAUGAAGAAAGAUGAGACAUUGAAAAGCUUAUAGGAUUUGACCAUGGCCGUUUCCGAUUUAUUUUUUCUUUUUAGUAAAAUAAUAAUCUCUGUAUCAUGGGGGCGAAAAAAAUUGUAAUCUCUCUUUCGCUUGCUGUUGAGGAUGAGAGGGCAUGGAUUGAAAGGUCUGUGUUUUGUUCCUGCUAAGGCAUGGAUUAAUGAAAAUAGGUUUAUCAUUA